AACAUAUGUGUUGCUUCAUAAGAACAAGAAACAUAAAGAAUUACUUUUUCUUAACAAAAAGUAAUUUCAACGCAUCAACAGUAGAAAUUUACUUGCAAAUGUAUUAAAAUUAAUUUCUUUUAUUUUCGAUCCUUUAAUAUCAUAAUGAUUAAAGCGAUUUUAGUGUUUAAUAACCAUGGAAAACCACGCCUUUCCAAGUUCUAUCAAUAUUUUAACGAAGACAUGCAACAGCAAAUCAUUAAAGAAACUUUCCAAUUGGUAUCGAAACGUGACGAUAACGUUUGUAACUUUUUAGAGGGGGGCAGCCUAAUCGGAGGUUCCGAUUACAAGCUUAUUUAUCGCCACUACGCAACUUUAUAUUUUGUCUUCUGUGUUGACUCGUCAGAGAGCGAAUUAGGUAUUUUGGAUUUGAUUCAAGUAUUUGUUGAGACUUUGGAUAAAUGCUUUGAAAAUGUUUGUGAAUUGGAUUUGAUUUUUCACGCUGAUGCCGUGCAUCAUAUACUUUCCGAAUUGGUAAUGGGUGGGAUGGUUUUGCAAACAAAUAUGAGCGAUAUAAUGGCAAGGAUUGAGGAGCAAAAUAAGUUGGUUAAACAAGAAGCUGGCAUAUCGGCAGCACCGGCUCGAGCCGUGAGUGCCGUGAAAAGCAUGAACAUUCCACAGCAAAUUAAAGAUAUUAAACUGCCAGAUUUACCUCAAGCUAUUAAGGAUUUGAAAUUCUGACCAGGGCAAAGUUCUGCUUCUGCUCUGGUGGAUACUUUUGUGCUGCAACGUCUCACCGCCACAACCCAACUUAAUCAUGCUACAGCUUUAAGUUCAUUGGCUGCAUACGCCUUUAAUAAUAGCAAUAGCAUCAACACAACAACCACUCAAAAUAACAACAAUAAUAACAAUUUACUGAAUUUUUCCAAUAAAAAUCUUGAUCUAUCAUCGGUUACGACCGCUGGCCAAUUUGCUCAGUAUCUUAAUCAAAGCAUUUAUGAACCUAUAGAGGAUAAUGAUGUACCGGGCGUAAUGCCGAACGCUGGCGACUUGGCUUCAGUUCUUAACUUUGAUUACUAUCAGUCACAGGCCUACAUGGAACCAGAGGGGGCCUCAUCCUUUGAAUUUAAUUCCAAUCCGACAAGUAGCCGAGGCAGUCAAUUAGCUCAAAUUGCUGACAAACAUGAACAAAGCUUGAAAUUGGUGCGAGAAUCGUUCGAUUUGAAUGUUCCAAAUCACGCCAAAUCAUCGGCACUACAACGCACCCAGAAAAAGAAACAUAAGAAAUCGAAGAAGC
This is a messenger RNA of Glossina fuscipes, 1276 nucleotides long. It is a transcript of the gene or, whose product is annotated as AP-3 complex subunit sigma-2. The record is from RefSeq and is a predicted model, not a curated record. NCBI's taxonomy places the organism in Eukaryota, Metazoa, Arthropoda, Insecta, Diptera, Glossinidae. The transcript has 3 exons. The coding region runs from base 145 to 720 and encodes 191 amino acids. Gene Ontology annotation, biological process: intracellular protein transport; Golgi to vacuole transport. Gene Ontology annotation, cellular component: membrane coat; intracellular membrane-bounded organelle; AP-3 adaptor complex.